AGAGAAUCCUGUUUCAGGUGUUAUCUUGAGCUGACAAGGAUCUCAGACGUGUGAGAGCAGCUGCAAGAGACAUGUCGCACGACGGCAUAAUGAACGGAAGUCAGAUUAUGGUGGUCAUGUCCACAGUGGAGCAAUGGCUCUCUUUCAAGUCCCUGCUGCAGGAUAGCUCUGGGGAUAAACAUCUCCAGGUGACCUCUAGUUCUCUGGGAUCAAAUGAAGUCUGUGACUUGACAGCGGAUGGUCACUCGAUCAGCUUUCAUUAUGCAGAUUUAAAACAAGACCUGACAGAGGAGGGCAUCAGUCAGGCCAUAAAUGGCUGCUUUAAGUCUUGCACAGGUGGAAUCAGUACAUUUCUGCUCCUGAUCCAAGGCGGGCAUUAUAUGAAGAGGGAAAGAAGAAUGAUAGAGAUACUGCAGGCACAUUUUGGAGCUGAAGCUUUAAAAUACCUGGUAGUGCUCUCUUUGGAAGAUGGAAAGGUUGCUGACACACUGGACGAUGCCCUCCUGGAGUUGAUCAGCGUGUGUGAUGGAAGAUACUGUCGCAUCACAUCAUCUGCAGCGACAGACGAACUGCGCGCUCUACUCGAGAUGGUCGACUGCAUGCUGACGGAAAACGGCAUGACUGGCUACACGGAGACCAUGCUGACUGAAGCUAGGAAAAGGAGCACAGAAGACUCUGCGAUGAAGAUGCUGAAACAGACGGUGCGAGAGGCCCAGGAGAAGGAGGAGGCCUUCGAGCAGCUGGUUAAACAACAGGAGGAGAGGAGAGCUAAAGAGAUAGAGGAGCUGAAGGCGAAACAUGCUGAGGAAAGAAAGAAGGAGGCAGCUGAAAAAGGGCAAUAUGAGACAAAAAGAGAGAGCCUGGAGGAGGCUGUGAUGAGCCACAGAGCCAUGUUGCAGCUCCAGAUGAGUGCCACUGAUGAUAAUGACACAAAGAAGCUGUCAGUGAUCCUGUUGGGUCUCUCUGGCAGCGGGAAGUCUUCUGCCCUGAAUCUAAUUCUGGAGAGGGCAGGUAAUCAAUACUCGGCCAAUAGGUCUGGUGUUGAAGCCCCUCAGCCCACCUUGUCUUGUGAGAGAAAGGAAGUUUUUGCAGCAGGGAGGCGACUCGUCCUUGUGGACACCCCCGAGCUGUGGGACGAGGACGAGGUGGAAAAUGUGGAGCUGGUCAAGGACUGCUUGGCAUUGUCCUUACCUGGACCCCAUGUCUUCCUGCUGGUGCUCCAAGUGGGGCGCUUCACCCAGGGCGAGUGCGAGAUGCUGGGGCACCUGCAGAGGAUCUUUGGGCGAGACCUCACAGAGCACACCAUCGUCCUGUUCGUUCACUCUGACGGCAACCAGCGCAGGCCUCAGAGGAUCAGCGACUACGUGGCCGGAGCUCACGCAGCCCUGCAGGGUCUCAUCAGGAAGUGCGGGAGCCGUUAUUAUGAGCUGAAUGCUACGGCGUCCCACAAUGCUCUGAGCUACCCUCAGGUGAACGACCUGCUCUCGGGAAUGAACAAACUGGUGGCUUCACAUGGAGGCCGCUCGUACGUGGUUAAGAGAUUUACCGUGCAGGAGCUGAAGGAGAGGAAGAAAGUGAUUGAGGAGAGGAAGGAGGGGGCUUUAGAAGUGAACUACUUAUUAAAGGACGCUUGAUGUCUAUACUCACAGGCAGGGGGCUGAACACAAACAAGGCAACCUGAGUUUGCACUGGAUUGAAUUAUUUGUUGCUCAGUAAAUCAGAAUGAUUAUUAAACUUUGCAUUGUGAAUUAAAAAUUUAAAAAAAAAUCUUUCCAAACAAAACAGAAGAGCAGAACACGUCAGGAAUUAUGUAUGUCCAUGUUUAUCUGCACAGAGCAGAGAGAGGAGGAAAAGAAGAUGUACAGCUGCUGGUUUUAUUUACUUUUGUACAUAAAUACGAGACUUUAUCUGACAAGUUUGUGAGAUUAAUUUGUUGAUUUUUUGAUUGACUAACUGUUGCAUCCUCAAACACCAUCCUGCAGAUGAUACAGCUGAUACAACUGCAUAAAAACAAACACAGCUGAUGCAAAAUGUCGUUUAAAUUUAAUUAUAGCAGUUCUAAUGUCUUGUAAUUUAACAUGUUAAUGAUCUUUUUUUGUUAUUUGCAGUUAGUGUCCUCCAUAACUGUUCUUCUUUGUACUCAUACCUGUGUUUUAUAUGCUUUUAGUAACAUCGUUUUAUCUCUGCAAAUCUGUCUUUGUUAUUUUACUGCAUCUGCUGCUUAUUGUACAAGAUUCUCAACAACUCAAGAAAGACAUGACAUCUGAAUGUGAUCAACUGUUUUUUAUUGAUUCCUUCAUAAAGUGAUUUGAUAAAAUAAUGUGAGGUGUGUUUUGGAUAAUCUGUUUGUACAGGUGGUUGUAGUACAUUCAGCAUACUGGAGAUCUAUCUCUAGAGCCGUGCAUUAGAUGCAAAUGUCCAACAUAUUGGACAUUAUAACGCAUUGGCUUAAUAUCCUCAGUAGAAGCAUGAUUGUGGCAGGAACAUGGCUGAUGAUUAAUAACUGGAAUGCUUGCUCUCCUUUAUUUAGCUGCUCGGGCCCUCUGUCGCAGCAGGCUGCAGGCCCAUGGUGUUGUCAAUCCACUCGGUGUAGUGGGAGAUGACAGUGUAAAUUCCAGGCUUUUUGAUUUGGCCACACUUCUUUCCUCCGUUGGAAGUGAUGCCCACUGCAAUGCCGUUGUAGAGCAGAGGACCUCCAGAGUCACCCUUAAAGACAACA
Chelmon rostratus (copperband butterflyfish) is the source of this 2719-nucleotide messenger RNA. Its product is annotated as GTPase IMAP family member 8-like. The coding region runs from base 72 to 1634 and encodes 520 amino acids. The record is from RefSeq and is a predicted model, not a curated record. NCBI's taxonomy places the organism in Eukaryota, Metazoa, Chordata, Actinopteri, Chaetodontiformes, Chaetodontidae. Gene Ontology annotation, molecular function: GTP binding. The transcript has 3 exons.